Molecule: messenger RNA, 582 nt
Organism: Cyclocybe aegerita
Lineage: Eukaryota; Fungi; Basidiomycota; Agaricomycetes; Agaricales; Hemipholiotaceae
Source: the annotation of a GenBank genome assembly
AUGGACGGCAGCUCUCAGGCUCGUCAAGAGCCCAUAACGAAACGCAAAACGGACAAGCCGAUAGACCCACUAGAUAUCUCGCAUAGGGCGAAAUGGUCUGUCUCGUCUUUCAAGUUCGGUUUUGGUGCGGAGUGUCUGUUGGACGAUGACCCGGAUACUUUCUGGCACUCAGAUGGACCUCAGCCGCAUUUUAUUACCAUUGAAUUUCCUCGAAAGAUGGCCAUACAGAAAAUUAGUGUCCUCCUAAAUUAUCCUCUAGACGACUCGUACACCCCCUCUGCUCUUGCAAUCCGUGCUGGAACUGGCCCAAGUGACCUACAAGACAUCCGGAUGGUCACUCUAGAUAAGCCACAUGGCUGGGUCACCUUCGAUGUCUCCUCAGAGCCCAACGAAGAUGGAGAUGGACUAAACCCCGUCUACGCAUACCAACUACAAAUUAUCAUUGCCCAAAACCACAUGAGCGGCAAAGACACGCAUGUCCGGGGACUCAAAGUGCUCGGGCCCGUCCAAGAGUUUGUAGGGGCGGACGAUGCCUUCGCGUUCAAGUCGCCAAACUACAGGAUGUAUGAGACCCUCCGCUGA